GACCAUUGGCCGGCAGCGAUGACGACGUCUAGGGGCGGAGACAGCAAGAGAGAGAGAGAGAGAGAGAGAGCGGGCGCGCGGGCAAAAGGUUCACGGGAAGAAGGACGUUGCUUGGAUACAGAGUCACGUAGGAAUUAAAAUGAGUAAACGAAAAUUGAAGGAGGAUAGCUUCACAAAUGGCGAAUGUAUUUCAAAGGUACAAAAAAUACUGCGUGAAAGGUUUUGUCAUCCAAGUCCAAAUGAAAAGUUGUUUGGAAUUGAGCCUCAGUACAAGCAAUUACUUGAGUUGUUAAAACGAACAGCUAUUCAGGGUGAAAGCAACUCUGUACUCAUCAUUGGACCCCGAGGCUCAGGAAAAACUCUGUUAACAUGCCAUGUCUUAAACAAACUCAUGGAAAUUAAACAAGUCAAGGACAACACUUUGUAUGUUCAUUUAAAUGGUUUGUUACAGACCAAUGAUAAAAUUGCUCUUAAGGAGAUUACAAGACAGCUGAAUCUGGAAAAUGUGGUUGGAGAUAAAGUGUUUAUGUGCCUUGGAUUCUUCCAUUGGUCCAUUCCCAUUCUCUGCCAGGGUAGUUUUGCAGAAAAUCUCACAUUUCUUCUAGAAGCAUUAAAAAGAGGUGACCGUGCCCACAGUUGUCCAGUUCUGUUUGUCUUAGAUGAAUUUGACCUGUUCGUUCAUCAUAGGAACCAAACUUUGCUCUAUAACCUUUUCGAUGUAUCGCAGUCAGCACAAACUCCUAUAGCUGUCAUUGGUCUUACUUGUAGAUUGGAUAUUCUAGAACUCUUGGAGAAGAGAGUAAAGUCAAGAUUUUCCCACCGGCAAAUACACUUAGUGAAUUCUUUUGAUUUCAAAAAAUAUCUGAACAUUUGUAAAGAACAGCUAUCCCUUCCUCCAGAGUUUCCAGAAAAGCAAUUUUCUCAAAAAUGGAACAAGAAUAUAGAGUCUGCCUUAGAACACCCAAGUGUGCAAAAUGUACUGCAAAAUCAAUUCCAUUACAGUAAAGACCUGCGGAGUCUCUCCAUGUUGUUGAUGCUCGCUUUAAAUAAUAUAACCAUAUCUCACCCAUAUAUGACUUCAUCAGACUUUCUGGAGGCAAGCAGACUUUGUAGAAUGAACUCCAAAGCAAACAUUGUACAUGGUCUUUCUGUGCUGGAAUUCUGUCUCAUAAUAGCUAUGAAACAUCUGAACGACACUUAUGAUGGCGAACCUUUUAAUUUUCAGAUGGUUUAUAAUGAGUAUCAGAUGUUUGUUCAGAGGAAGGCCCAUACUGUGUACAGUUUUGAGAAGCCUGUUGUUAUGAAGGCUUUUGAACACUUGCAGCAUCUUGAGUUGAUAAAACCUGUGGAAGGGACAUCUAAUUGUGCACAGCGAGAAUACUUGCUAAUGAAAUUGCUUUUGGACAACAGCGAAAUUAUGGAUGCUUUGCAGCUCUAUCCAAAUUGCCCAACAGAUGUUAAACAGUGGGCUACGUCUUCAAUAAAUUGAGGAACUGCUACACACCUUGAAUAGUCAUUCUCCAAUGUGUAAAACACACCAGAGAGUGAAUCAUGUCAUUCUCAAAGUGCUUGAGGAUUUUGGAGAUUUGGAUCUCAGAAAAGUGACAGAUCAGGACUCAAUAUUGUUCGUGGAAAGCCACCCUAGAAAUUACAGCUUAUUUUUCUUUAGUUGUUUAUUGUAUACUAUUAAAACAUUAUAGAACUUUUUUACUCUAAUAAAUAAUUUUAAUCUAAACAAGAAAAUGAAACUUGUCAGUUUUUUCUUUGUUCUAAAUAAAGUAGUUACAUUUA
Molecule: messenger RNA, 1791 nt
Organism: Anolis sagrei ordinatus
Lineage: Eukaryota; Metazoa; Chordata; Lepidosauria; Squamata; Anolidae
Source: RefSeq, a predicted model, not a curated record